AUGAAUGGAAAGCAAAGAUUCGUCUACCUCCCCAAAACUGGCAUUGUUGCCUCUGAUAGCGGUUUGAAGUCGAUGAACAAGGGCUCAAAGACGGGUCAGUGCCCUGAAUCUGGCAUUGAGUACCAUGUCGAUGAGCUUAUCACGCUUAAUCCUCCCCCCGAAGAAGAAGAAGCCAUGAAAGAGCAACUCUACGCCACAAGGUUGAAGCAGGCUGACAGCAAGAAGAGCAAGAAGCGCAAGGCUGCCGCCGAUCAGCCUGAACAUACACCUAAGGCCAAGAAGGCUGACAAUAUCGAUGAUCCACCUGUCUCUGAUGUUGUAAAAGGCGCUAGAAAGGCAGUAUCGGAUGCGCUGUCCAACACGUCUAAGAAUGCAAACCAAAGCGACGCCGUCAAGUCUAUCUUUGGUCCUAAGGAUAUUCCAAAGUCAGGCAGACGGACAGACUCUGAGUGGAUGACCCAGGGCACUUGGAACCGAUAUGCCACCUAA
This is a messenger RNA of Wallemia ichthyophaga EXF-994, 489 nucleotides long. RefSeq names its product UPF0549 protein C20orf43-like protein. The coding region runs from base 1 to 489 and encodes 162 amino acids. The transcript is spliced from 3 exons. Gene Ontology annotation, biological process: site-specific DNA replication termination at RTS1 barrier; mitotic DNA replication termination. NCBI's taxonomy places the organism in Eukaryota, Fungi, Basidiomycota, Wallemiomycetes, Wallemiales, Wallemiaceae. Gene Ontology annotation, cellular component: nucleus. The record is from RefSeq and is a predicted model, not a curated record.